AUGGCUACCUAUGUCCAUUUCACUCCGAUGUCGUCCCCUCCAUCCAUCUAUAUGCUCGCCCUGCCCGCCCUGCCCGCCCGGAAGACCUCUUGGCAAUUGAAUACGCAAAUUCUACCCUCAUUCUCCCGCAAGAUCACCCAACGAGCCAAGGCAAGAACGUACGGCAAUGCAAGCCGCCCCAAGGACAGCAAUGGUUCUUCGGCGUCGGAGUCAUCGUGGCCAUAUAGAACACCGAGGGCGACGGAUGCCACCCCUGCGCGUACGUCUGUCAUCCACGGGAACUUCCUUAUCGUGCAAACGGAGAGUUUUGCGAGAACGAAGUGCUCUACCCCCUCAUCCGCGAUCAUCUCCCGCUGCUCCGUCUCUUCCUCCUCCUCUGCAAUGGUCAAAGAGCGCGUCGACCAUGUCGUCGACUUCUUCUUCUGCCGUCUCGCCAUCAACACCACCUGGGGUCCCUACUACGAGCAUCACUGGGAAGCGUUCCAUGAGGCUGCGAUGCAGAUCAGCACUCAGAUGUGGCUGAAUGACGACGCGUGGACCCUCGAACCCGCGCCGGAACGUCUCCACCGCAGAAAGGACGAUGUACCUCACCACGACCGCGGUCGCCCACGUAAGUGUCGUCGCCUCGCCCCACGCUUGUCCGACGCCGAGUCCGAGGCGUCAAACUCCACGGACGAUUUCCAAGGUCCCCAAACCUCCUCCGAAGACGAAGACAACGAAGACAACGACCACGCUCCGCGGAUACCCUCGCGUCGAAAACCCGGUGCGGCCCCGCGCAUUCCUCGGACGCCGAAGACCCCACGGACACCGCGCCGGCCACGGGUCGACCGAGCGUCGCUUGCGCAUCCGACCGCACACUCGAAGGCGGCGCUGAAGCGGCGGAAGAACGGCGCUGGCAACAUUGGGAAGACUGCCACGGUGGAUUCGGCAGUGAGGGAAUUGAAGCGGCUGGCUGAGAGUGAGCUGCAGCACCAGCGUGCUGAACUCGCUCCUCGCGGGGUCGCGUGGAAGGCGGAAGACGAGCGGCGGGUGGCACUCAACCUCGAUUAA
Messenger RNA from Epithele typhae, 1050 nucleotides. RefSeq lists its product as uncharacterized. The transcript has 5 exons. Bases 1 to 1050 code for a protein of 349 amino acids. NCBI's taxonomy places the organism in Eukaryota, Fungi, Basidiomycota, Agaricomycetes, Polyporales, Epitheliaceae. The record is from RefSeq and is a predicted model, not a curated record.